CAGGAACGGUCAAACAUGGCGUCUGCGGCGGUGCUGUUCCUCUUCACGGCCGGUUCUGUGCUCGGACCCGCCGCUGCAGAGAGGAGACUGGAGUAUGUGACUGUGCUGUUUCGUCACGGCGACAGGUCCCCGAUCAAGACCUACCCCACCAACCCCAACACGGAGAGCAGCUGGCCGCAGGGCCUUGGGCAGCUGUCACAGGAGGGGAUGAGGCAGCACUUCCAGCUGGGCCAGUUCCUGAGGACCCGGUACCAGAACUUCCUCAACGAGUCCUACGAUCGACACGAGAUCCACGUCCGCAGCACCGACUACGACCGGACCCUGAUGAGUGCAGCGUCCACCCUGGCAGGCCUCUACCCCCCCAGCGGCCGGCAGGUGUUCAUGCCCGGCCUGAAGUGGCAGCCGGUACCGAUCCACACGGUGUCGCGGCGGGAGGAGAAGCUCCUCUUGUAUCCUAUGAAACACUGCCCCCUCUACUCGCAGCUGAUGAAUGAAACCAGGAGCUCGGAGGAGUACGUUAAUGUCACAGAAAACUAUGAAGAUCUCUUCAAGCUGCUGAGGAAUAAAACCCGGUCGGACACCAGCGACCUGCUCAUGAUGUCGUACCUGUACGACACGCUCUACUGUGAGUCCCUUCACAACCUGCCAGCUCCCGACUGGGUGACUCCUGCAAUUAUAGAGGACCUCAAGUUCAUCAAGGAUUAUGUAUUUCAGAGCUUGUUUGGGGGCUACAAGCGGCUGGAGAAGAGCCGUCUGCAGGGAGGUGUCCUGCUUGGUGAAAUAGUGAAGAAUCUUUCCAAGAUGGCCGUUCCAAGCCCCAAACGACGGUUUAAGAUGAUGAUGCUCUCCUCACACGACACGGCAGUAGCUGCUCUUCAGUCCAGCCUGGAUGUCUACAACGGAUUAACGCCACCUUACGCCGCCUGUCAGAUGAUUGAACUGCACACAGAUGACGAUGGGUCCGCCUGGGUGUCCAUGUUUUACCGGAACGACAGCUCCGUACCUCCGUACCAGCUGCAGCUGCCAGGCUGCUCCCUUGACUGCCCCCUGGAGGACUUUGUGAGGAUUACAAAGCCCUCUAUCUCAGAAGACAGAGACAAAGAGUGCCGGCUCCCCUCAGGGGUUGAGGAUGAAGAUCUCACGAAUCCUCAGUUGUCUCCUCAUCACCGUCUUCACCCUCAUCAACCUACCCCUGUGACGCGUUUGAGACGAGCACCCAACCAGCAACAAGGAAUGCCAACCAGGAAGCUGGAGGCAGGACAGAAGGCCUGA
This is a messenger RNA of Cololabis saira (Pacific saury), 1272 nucleotides long. Its product is annotated as prostatic acid phosphatase-like. Lineage: Eukaryota; Metazoa; Chordata; Actinopteri; Beloniformes; Belonidae. The record is from RefSeq and is a predicted model, not a curated record. Gene Ontology annotation, molecular function: acid phosphatase activity. The transcript has 13 exons. Gene Ontology annotation, biological process: dephosphorylation; lysosome organization. Bases 16 to 1272 code for a protein of 418 amino acids. Gene Ontology annotation, cellular component: lysosome.